Molecule: messenger RNA, 2148 nt
Organism: Lathyrus sativus (Indian pea)
Lineage: Eukaryota; Viridiplantae; Streptophyta; Magnoliopsida; Fabales; Fabaceae
Source: the annotation of a GenBank genome assembly
AUGGAGAACGCUGAAGAAAACACUCUUCGAAUCCUAAUAGCAACGGAUUGCCAUCUAGGUUACAUGGAGAAAGACGAAGUUCGCCGCCACGAUUCUUUCCAAGCAUUCGAAGAAAUUUGCUCCAUUGCGGAACAGAAGCACGUCGAUUUCAUGCUACUCGGCGGUGACCUUUUCCACGAAAACAAACCGUCUAGGUCAACUUUAGUCAAAGCUAUCGAGAUUCUCCGUCGCUAUUGCCUCAGUGAUCGACCUGUUCCUUUUCAAGUUGUUAGCGACCAGACUCUCAAUUUUCAGAAUACGUUUGGUCAUGUAAAUUAUGAAGAUCCUCAUUUCAAUGUUGGUUUGCCUGUAUUUACCAUUCAUGGAAAUCAUGAUGAUCCUGCUGGAGUGGACAACCUUUCUGUCGUUGAUAUUCUCUCAGCAUGUAAUUUAGUCAACUACUUUGGGAAAACGGUCCUUGGGGGUUCAGGUGUUGGUCAGAUCACUAUCAACCCUAUUCUUAUCAAGAAGGGUUCAACAGCUGUAGCUCUAUAUGGUCUGGGAAACAUUAGAGACGAAAGACUGAAUAGGAUGUUUCAAACACCUCAUGCUGUGCAAUGGAUGCGACCUGAAUCUCAGGAAGGAUGUGAAGUUUCUGAUUGGUUCAAUAUUCUGGUACUUCAUCAAAACAGAGUAAAAACAAAUCCCAAAAAUGCAAUAAAUGAGCAUUUCCUGCCACGCUUCCUAGACUUCAUUGUGUGGGGACAUGAGCAUGAAUGUCUGGUUGACCCACAGGAAGUUCCAGGGAUGGGAUUUCACAUUUCACAACCAGGGUCGUCUGUUGCAACAUCACUUAUUGAUGGAGAAUCGAAGCCAAAACAUGUCCUUCUCUUAGAAAUUAAGGGAAAUCAAUAUCGCCCUACUAAGAUACCUCUAACAUCUGUGCGGCCUUUUGAGUAUACAGAGAUAAUACUAAAAGAUAUUCCUGAUAUUGACUCCAAUGAUCAGAAUUCUAUUCUUGAACAUCUCGACAAAGUGGUCGAGAAGCUUCUAGAAAAAUCUAGUAAGAAAGUUGUCCUAAGAGCAGAACUGAAGCUUCCACUAAUACGUAUCAAGGUAGAUUACUCUGGAUUUAUGACUAUAAAUCCGCAAAGAUUUGGGCAGAAAUAUGUAGGAAAGGUUGCAAACCCGCAAGACAUCCUUAUAUUUUCAAAGGCAUCAAAAUUGGAGAAGGGUGUAGGAAAAAUUGAUGAUUCGGAACGACUCCGUCCAGAAGAAUUAAAUCAACAGAACAUAGAGGCUUUGGUUGCAGAAAAUAAUCUGAAAAUGGAGAUACUUCCAGUCAAUGAUUUGGAUAUUGCUUUACACAAUUUUGUCAAUAAGGAUGAUAAAAUGGCAUUUUACACUUGUGUACACAAUAACAUUGAGGAAACACGGAAUAAAAUUGCUAAGGAUUCAAAUGAGCGAAAGUUUGAGGAGGAAGAUUUAGUUGUUAAAGUUGGAGAGUGCUUUGAGGAACGUGUUAAGGAACGAUCCACACGACCCAAAGGAUCUACACAAUUAACUCCUGGUGCUCACUCCUUUGAGGAUUUUCAAGGAAGAAGUGCUGCUGGAGCUGAUAGUGCAGUUUCCUUCAGUGAUGAUGAAGAUGCAAUGCCAAUAUCGAGCUCAAAGCCAAGCACUAGAGCUCGAAAAGGAUCCUCUGCAUCUCAAACUACAACCAGAGGAAGGGGCAGGGGCAGGGGUAGGGGCAAAGGCAAGGAUUCCAGCACAUUGAAGCAGACAACCCUUGAUGGAUCUUUAGGGUUUCGCUAUUCUCAAAGGUCUGCAUCAGUCGCUGCAACAACUGCCAUCCGAAGUGGUGUCAAUGAUGGCGAUGAUAUGGCUUCUGGUUCAAGUGAAGAUGCCAAAGGAAAUGCAGUCGAAGAGAUUGAUGACAGUUCGGACAAUGAAUCCAAUCUACCGACACGGAAAAGAGCUGCUCCAAAGGGACGAGGUAGAGGUGCUACACAGUCUUCUAAACGGGGGAGAAAAUCAGAUAACUCUUCAAUCCAUAGAAUGCUCAUGAACAAUGACGAUGACGACGACGACGAUGAUGACAAUAUUCAAAAGAGAUUAAAUCCGUCUCAACCUCGGGUGACCAGAAACUAUGGAGCUCUAAGAAGGUGA